CAACAGGAACCGUUGGCACUUUCUUCCGGCGAACGAAACAACAACAUCGCUGAAGAGAUUGCAGAGAUCGGAGAAGACGAGCUCAAAAAGCUCGAAUAUUUGUCUUUGGUGUCUAAAGUUUGUACCGAGCUUGACAGCCACUUAGGAAUCAACGAUAAGGACCUUGUUGAGUUGGUAAUCAGUCUUGCAGAGAAACAUCCAACCAUCAAUAGAUUUAAGUAAGUGCUAGGUCUUUAUUGUAUAGCAUCUAAUUCUGUGGCUAAACCAAACAAUGAAAAAGUCCAGCUGAAAGGAAUUGCAGGAGCUGCUGGUACUCUCGCAGCAGGUCCAGGAGUCCUGCACGGGGAGACAGAGACAAAGGCUCCGACCGCUGGAAGGACAAACAUGUCGACCGGCCCCUAACGGAGGAGCCAUCUGUGGGGGAUAUCUACAAUGGCAAAGUCACCAGUGUUAUGCAGUUUGGCUGCUUUGUACAGGUGGAAGGUCUCAGGCUUGGUCCAUAUUUCUGAGCUCAGGAGAGAAGGUCGGGUAGCAGAUGUGGUCAGCAAAGGUCAAAGUGUCAAAGUCAAGGUGUUGUCCUUCACUGGAUCCAAAACAAGUCUCAGUAUGAAGGACGUUGACCAGGACACUGGGGAAGAACCCUGAUGGAUCUCUCUUCCAAGCAGCGAUGAUGCAUAGUGCCCUGGCCAAAGAGCGACGGGAGGUGAAACAGGACCAACGGGAAGCUGGAAUGGACUCAUUACCCAUGGGCUUUAACAAGCACUGGGUGGACCCACUGCCUGACAUUUUCUCACCCUCGUCAUCCAUACAGCAGACAGGAGGCAGAUAGCUGCCAACAUGAGCGGCAUAGGUAUGAUGCCCAACGACAUCCCAGAAUGGAAGAAACACGCCUUUGGUGGCAACAAGGCGUCCUAUGGAAAAAAGGCUCAACUUUUUAUACUAGAGCAAAGAGAGAAUCUACCUACUUCCUAUCUACAAGCUGAAAGAGCAGCUCAUUCAGGCUGUCCAUGACAACCAGAGCCCAUGCUUUGUAAGAUGUUGAUCAUGUCCGUCCAUCUUGGCUGUAGUGAAGAGAUGCUGACCAUAGUGUCAUUGCUCUCAGUACAGAAUGUCUUCUACAGACCAAAGGACAAACCAGCUCUGGCUGACCAGAAGAAGGCUAAGUUUCACCAGCCUGAGGGGGACCACCUGACUUUGUUGGCUGUCUACAACUCCUGGAAGAACAACAAGUUUUCCAACCCCUGGUGCUAUAAAAACUUCAUCCAGGCGCAAUCUCUCCGGCGUGCGCAGGAUAUCCGCAAACAGAUGCUGGGCAUCAUGGAUAGACACAAGCUGGAUGUGGUAUCAUGUGGUAAAGCCACAGUACGGGUACAGAAGGCCAUCUGCAGUGGUUUCUUCCAAAAUGCAGCCAAAAAGGACCCUCAAGAAGGUUAUAGGACCCUCAUAGACCAGCAGGUAGUCUACAUCCACCCCUCCAGCACGUUGUUCAAUCGCGAACCAGAAUGGGUGGUGUAUCAUGAGCUUGUGCUGACCACUAAAGAGUACAUGAGGGAGGUAACCACCAUUGACCCAAGGUGGCUUGUAGAAUUUUCUCCAGCUUUCUUCAGGCUCUGAUCCCACAGACCUCAGCAAGCAGAAGAAACCGCUGCGGUUGGAGCCCCUCUACAACCGCUACGACGCUAGAACCUUCACACAAGGUCCUCACCGACUGCGAGUGUCCCAUGCUGCUGUUGAACAAAACAUCAAGUUUGUGGUG
Carassius gibelio (silver crucian carp) is the source of this 1756-nucleotide messenger RNA. RefSeq names its product ATP-dependent RNA helicase DHX8. The record is from RefSeq and is a predicted model, not a curated record. Lineage: Eukaryota; Metazoa; Chordata; Actinopteri; Cypriniformes; Cyprinidae. The coding region runs from base 1024 to 1614 and encodes 196 amino acids. Gene Ontology annotation, cellular component: catalytic step 2 spliceosome; intracellular anatomical structure. Gene Ontology annotation, molecular function: RNA binding. The transcript is spliced from 9 exons. Gene Ontology annotation, biological process: spliceosomal complex disassembly.